AUGCCCGCUGUCGAGCCAGACAAUCCAAUGCCUGAUGACCCAGUGCCCGCUGUCAUGCCUGAUGACUCGGGGCCCGCGGUCUUGCCAGAUGACUCGGGGCCCGCGGUCAUGCCAGAUGACUCGGGGCCCGCGGUCAUGCCAGAUGACUCGGGGCCCGCGGUCUUGCCAGAUGACUCGGGGCCCGCGGUCUUGCCAGAUGACUCGGGGCCCGCGGUCUUGCCAGAUGACUCGGUGCCCACCACUCCGUCUGGGGGCCCGAUGCCUGCCGGUGCCUGCCGCUCCGCCUGGGGGCCCGGUGCCGCUGCCUGGGGGCCCGGUGCCUGCCGCUUCGCCUGGGGGCCCGGUGCCCGGUGGGAGCCUGCC
This is a messenger RNA of Staurois parvus, 363 nucleotides long. The record is from the annotation of a GenBank genome assembly. Lineage: Eukaryota; Metazoa; Chordata; Amphibia; Anura; Ranidae.